AUGCUCCGAAAACCAAGUCUACCCGAAAAACAAGAAGUUGAUCAGGAGAAACAAGCGAUCGACGAUGAACAGGCGCCUCUUCACUGUGUCAUGCCAAACGGCGAAAAGACUUUCGUAAUUAUGGUGGGAUCUUUUGCGGCCCUGUUUUCACCUCUCUCCAGCAGCAUUUAUCUGCCAGCGCUCCCCAUCCUUGGCUAG
Penicillium digitatum Pd1 is the source of this 198-nucleotide messenger RNA. The record is from RefSeq and is a predicted model, not a curated record. NCBI's taxonomy places the organism in Eukaryota, Fungi, Ascomycota, Eurotiomycetes, Eurotiales, Aspergillaceae.